AUGUGUGGGCUCGCGCCUGGUACCCCCACCCGCCGUCUAUCCGCUAGUAAGAUGAGUUGCUAUGGCCAGUAUGAAUGUGUGGGCUCGCGCCUGGUACCCCCACCCGAGGUCUAUCCGCUAGUAAAGAUGAGUUGUUAUGGCCAGUCUGAAUGUAUGGGCUCGCGCCUGGUACCCCCACCCGCCGUCUAUCCGCUAGUAAAGAUGAGUUGUUAUGGCCAAUCUGAAUGUGUGGGCUCGCGCCUGGUACCCCCACCCGCCGUCUAUCCGCUAGUAAAGAUGAGUUGUUAUGGCCAGUCUGAAUGUGUGGGCUCGUGUCUGGUUACCCCACCCGCCGUCUAUCCGCUAGUUAAGAUGAGUCGAUAUGACCAGUCUGAAUGUGUGGGCUCGCGCCUGGUACCCCAACCCGCCGUCUAUCCGCUAGUAAAGAUGAGUUGUUAUGGCCAGUCUGAAUGUGUGGGCUCGCGCCUGGUACCCCCAACCGCCGUCUAUCCGCUAGUAAAGAUGAGUUGUUAUGGCCAGUCUGAAUGUGUGGGCUCGCGCCUGGUAACCCCACCCGCCGUCUAUACGCUAGUAAAGAUGAGUUGUUAUGGCCAGUCUGAAUGUGUGGGCUCGCGCCUGGUACCCCCACCCGCCGUCUAUCGGCUAGUAAAGAUGAGUUGUUAUGGCCAGUAUGAAUGUGUGGGCUCGCGCCUGGUACCCCCACCCGCCGUCUAUCCACUAGUAAAGAUGAGUUGUUAUGGCCAGUCUGAGUGUGUGGGCUCGCGCCUGGUACCCCCACCCGCCGUCUAUCCGCUAGUAAAGAUGAGUUGUUAUGGCCAGUCUGAAUGUGUGGGCUCGCGCCUGGUACCCCCACCCGCCGUCUAUCCGCUUGUAAGAUGA
Messenger RNA from Mya arenaria, 879 nucleotides. RefSeq lists its product as uncharacterized. The record is from RefSeq and is a predicted model, not a curated record. Bases 1 to 879 code for a protein of 292 amino acids. The transcript has a single exon. NCBI's taxonomy places the organism in Eukaryota, Metazoa, Mollusca, Bivalvia, Myida, Myidae.